ACUAAGAUGCAUGUGUAUGUGUGUGUUGAAGUUUUUGGCGUGUGACGUAAACGACACGAUCCAAACAAGUAUCAGCUGUAUUAAAAACAAUAAAUAGUAGUGAAAAUUUAAUAUUGAAUGAGAUUGUAUGAAUUUAAUAUUUAAAAAAAUCAUCACCAUAAUUAAAAAUCACCUCGGUGACAAUAAAAUAGUGUGAAAAACGGGGCGGUACGCGCAUAAGCCUGGCCUCGAGCGGCGAGUCGGACGACGGUGGACUCGCUCCGCCACCGCGCAAAAGGUCCCGUAGUUCACUCUCAACUACUUCAAGACCAGCGGACGAGUACCACAACACCGAAGCAAUGGAAAAUUAUAGAAUUCAACAACAACAACAAACAUCAAAUGGUUCACAGAGUACUGGCUUACAGCAAAAUGGAGCAAAUCCAGAUACUGGUGGUACAACACACAGUGCAAAUGGUAAUGCAUUACCACGUUGUGAUGCUGAUGUUAAUGGUGUCAAUGGUGAUAAUAAUAAUGCACUUGGACCACCAAAAAUAAUGGAUAAAACAAACCAAGAUAUUGUACGACUUAUUGGACAACAUUUAAAAGCUGUUGGUCUUGACCGUACUGCUGACCUACUUAUGCAAGAAUCUGGAUGUAGACUUGAUCAUCCAGCUGCAGCUAAAUUUCGACAACAUGUUAUGGAUGGUGACUGGAGCAAAGCUGAUCAUGAUCUUGAUGAAAUUAAAUCAUUUUUAAAUAAUUCAAAUCAAAGUGUUGUUGAAAUGAAAUUUUUACUUUUAGAACAAAAGUAUCUUGAAUUUUUGGAAGAAGGAUUGGUACUUGAUGCUCUACAAGUUUUACGAAAUGAGUUAACUCCUCUUGGUCAUAAUACUGGACGUGUUCAUCAACUUUCUGCAUUUAUGAUGUGCAGUGGACGUGAUGAAUUACAAACAAGAGCUGGAUGGGAUGGUAAAGGUAUUGCAUCAAGAACAGCAUUAAUGGAUAGACUACAAAAAUAUUUACCAUCUUCAAUAAUGCUUCCACCAAAACGACUUAAAUCAUUACUUUCACAAGCUGUAGAUAUGCAAAAUCAACAAUGCACCUAUCACAUUACUCCAAACCAGGCAACUCUGGAUACUGUAUCACUUUUAGUUGAUCAUAAUUGUGGUAAAGAACAUUUUCCAUGUCAUACAACACAAGUACUAAAUGAUCAUUGUGAUGAAGUAUGGUAUUGUAAAUUUUCACCAGAUGGUUUAAAAUUAGCAACUGGUUCAAAAGACAUGUCUGUUAUAAUAUGGGAUGUUGAUCCAGAAACAUUUAAAGUAACACAUAGAAAAACACUUGAUGGACAUACAUAUGGAGUUGCAUUAAUAUCAUGGAGUCCAGAUAGUAGUCAUUUAAUAGCAUGUGGUCCAGAAGAUUGUCCAGAGCUAUGGUUAUGGUCAAUUAAUUCAAGAGAUUGUGAAUUACGUGUUAAAUUAACACAAAGUACUGAGGAUUCAUUGACAGCAUGUGCAUGGCAUCGUGAUGCUAAAAAAUUUGUAACUGGUGGUAUACGUGGACAAUUUUAUCAAUGUGAUAUGGAUGGCAAUGUAUUGGAUUCUUGGGAGGGUGUACGAGUUAAAUGUCUGUGGUGUCGUAGUGAUGGAAAAACAGUUCUUGCUGCUGAUACACAUCAUCGUAUUCGUGGAUAUAAUUUUGAUGAAUUAUGUGAUUUUACAAUUAUACAAGAGGAUCAUCCAGUAAUGUCAUUCAGUGUUAAUAAAGCUGAUCGUUUGGUAUUGUUAAAUGUUGCUAAUCAAGGUGUACAUCUUUGGGAUUUACAAGAUAGAUGUCUUGUUAGACGUUUUCAAGGUGUAACACAAGGACAUUUUACAAUUCACAGUUGUUUUGGUGGUGUUAAUCAUGAUUUUAUUGCAUCUGGUAGUGAGGAUAAUAAAGUUUAUAUAUGGCAUAUUAAACGUGAAUUACCAAUAGCAAUAUUAACUGGACAUACUAGAACAGUUAAUUGUGUAUCAUGGAAUCCAGUUUAUCAUCAAAUGAUGGCAUCUGUAUCUGAUGAUUGUACUGUCAGAAUAUGGGGUCCAAAACCAACAACACCUGAUAGAGUUGAUAGUACAAAAACUGCAUCACCUGAAUGCAAUUCGUCAAAUGGCAGCAGUGGAUGGCAUGAAAUGGGCUCGUAGCAAAUUACACAAUAGGCAUUUAUAAAAUCCUAUGGUGUUCAAAAGACUGUCCUAAUAAUUUGGCUGUCUCGUUGAGUCUUUCAUCCAGUGCCCACAUAUACAAUAAAUGAUAAUAAUAAAACAAUAUAUAUAUCCAAUCAAAUAAAAACAAAAAAAAAAAAAAUUACAAAUCAAAUAACUUUAAAUAAUAAAUUAAAUACUUGGUGCACUAUAGUCUCACGAAUAAAUAAAAUUUAUAAGAGACUAUUAUCGUUAUAAUAAAAAGAAAGAUAAAUAAAAAAUUAAUAAUUGAUUUGGUUGUUGAUAUUGAGCAUCUACUCAAAUUAACUUGACAACAAAUCGAUUUAUUUUCGGUGAUCACCCAAUGACUUUACCGUCGUGUUAAUUAAAAAACAAACAAAAAAUAAUAAUGUGACGAUAAUUCAACGGGUUAUUUUUAUGAUUUUAUUAACUAAUUUAAUUUUUUUUUCUUUUCUUUUUCUCUCGCUCUAACUUAUAAUUACUAGUAAAAUUUUCUUGAAGAUAAAUAUAUAAAUAAUAUAUAUAAUUAAAGAAGAAAUAAAUCCGUUCCACAUGUAUUGAUUGUAUUUGAAAUCAACACAAUUGUUGACGAGCAUAAUAAAUAUUAAAAAUAGUUUAAUUCAGAAGAAAGAAAAAAAUAGAAAUAACGAAGAAAAAGAAAAUUGAAAAAAAAAAAAAAAAAGUAUAUUAAUAAUUUAAAAAAAUGUAUCCUAAAUAAUGAGGAUAUAAUUUUAAUGGUAAGCAUAAAUAAUGAUUAUUUAUAAAUCAUAAAAAUAUUAAAAAAUAAAAAAAAAAACAUUUGAUAAAUUUAAAAAACAUUAUUAAUAAUUUUUUUUGCGUUUUGCUUUAAUAACAAUUUUAAUUUUUCGGGUAAAAAAUGGUGAAUAUUUAUUUUGUGCCAAUACAAAAAAAUAAAUGAAAAAAAAAAUAAAUUAAUAAUUAUUUAUUAAUAUUAUUACUUAUUGUGAAAAAUUUGAUUUAUAAAAGUGUGCUCUUUUAAAUCAAUUAUACAUGUGAUAAAUGGCACUUAUUACAAUUAUUUAUAAAUAAAAAAAAAAUGAUAAAAAAUAAUUGUAAAAUAACGAAUACAAAAAUCAUCGUGUUUCGUGUUGACAUCUGAAUAAUUUAAUUAUAUUAUUAAUUAGUAAUAAUAACUGUUAGAGUGGCAAUUUAAAUAAUAAAAGUUUUUAAUAAAAUAACAAAUAAUAACAGUAAAAAUAAUGAGAUUAUGUUUAUGAAGACUCAUACUCACAACGAGACAAAGAGUCAUCAAUUUUUUUUUGUUUUUAUUUUUUAGUAUAGCGAUUUUAUAACAACAAAAAAAUUAACGUACGGUACCGCGAUACUUAAAAUAAUAUGAAAAACAAAAUUUACGAGCGUUACCGCCUUAUAAUUACUAAUGAUUUAACAAACUGCC
This is a messenger RNA of Aphidius gifuensis, 3603 nucleotides long. RefSeq names its product WD repeat-containing protein 26. Gene Ontology annotation, cellular component: GID complex. Gene Ontology annotation, biological process: proteasome-mediated ubiquitin-dependent protein catabolic process. The coding region runs from base 339 to 2165 and encodes 608 amino acids. The transcript is spliced from 10 exons. NCBI's taxonomy places the organism in Eukaryota, Metazoa, Arthropoda, Insecta, Hymenoptera, Braconidae. Gene Ontology annotation, molecular function: protein binding. The record is from RefSeq and is a predicted model, not a curated record.